AUGGAUAGAUUUGACCUCGUCGUCGUGGGCACCGGCUGGUACGGCCUCGCAGCCGCGAAAACAUACAUCGAACUCCAUCCGUCCGAGAAUGUGGCCGUCCUGGAAGCCAACACGUCAGUCGGCGGCGUCUGGGCUCAAGACCGCCUCUACCUGGGCCUCAAGUCCAACAACAUGCUGGGCACGUACGAAUACCCUGACUUUCCCAUGAAACAGGAUACCUAUGGAGUCAAGCCCGGCGAGCACAUCCCAGGGACUGUCCUUCAUCGCUAUCUCACGGACUAUGCCGACAAGUUUGGCGUCCUCGAGCGUACACGGUUCAACACUAAAGUCGACUCCGUGGAACCAACACAAGAUGGAGGCUGGCUAAUCAAGACGUCUUCCCCAUCCUCUGAUUCUGCGACUGCUGCUUCUUCCGAGCAGAAAAGCUCGACCUUCGAGACCAAGAAACUGAUACUCGCCACGGGGUUGACAUCGCAGCCAUAUAUUCCCGAUAUACCCGGCAUGCAGGAUUUCGAGGGUUCUUUGUUCCACAUCCGAGACUUCGCCAAGAAAGCUGACACUAUCGAGGCCGCGAAAAGUAUUGUCGUUGUCGGCGGCGCCAAAUCAGCAUGGGACGUCGCGUAUGCCUACGCUACCGCUGGCGUACAAGUCGACCUGGUGAUUCGGGAGUCUGGCCGCGGACCCGUCUGGAUGGCGCCGCCCUACGUGACGCCGCUGAAGAAAUGGCUCGAAAAGCUCGUCCACACGCGCUUCCUCACGUGGCUCAGCCCUUGCAUCUGGGGUGCCGAGGACGGCUACUCUGGAAUUCGCAACUUCCUUCACUCGACCUUCCUGGGUCGCGCCAUUGUUUCCACCUUCUGGAAGAUCCUCGCGAGUGACGUGAUCGCGCUGAAUAAGUACGACUCGCAUCCGGAGUUGAAGAAGUUGAAACCGUGGGAUCCGGCGUUCUACAUUGGCAGUUCACUGAGCAUUCACAAUUAUACGACGAGCUUUUUUGACCUCGUUCGAGAAGGCAAGGUUCGCGUGCAUAUCGAUGAGGUCACUGGCUUUGGACCACAGUCAGUGAGCUUGAAAUCCGGGGAUACUCUCAAGCCGGACGUCGUGGUCUUGGCGACGGGCUGGAAGAAAGAACCCACGCUGCACUUCGAGGCUGGGAGCGAAGCUGACGUGGGACUUCAUCACUCGCCCGCUGACCUGGAUGAGCUAGCUAAGGACGCGGACCGAGAGAUUCUUCAGAAGCUGCCAAGCCUCAACGCUCAACCGCCGCGAAGAGGCCAGCUUGAAGAAAAGUUGUCCGAAAGAAUGCAUCAACCUCUCCGGAUGUACAGAUUCACAGUGCCCCCUGCUAUGGUUCCCAAGCGAAAUAUAGCUUUCGCAGGGAUGCUCUCCUGCAUUACGACGUCGACCGUUGCCACUGUCCAAGCGCUCUGGAUCUGCGCCUUCUUCGACGGCAAUCUCAGCAGACUGCCUUCUUCGCAGGACGACAUCCGAUGGGAGACGGUUCUGCACACCCAAUUCGGCAAGUGGCGAUAUCCUACUGGCUAUGGUCCCAGCUUUCCAGACUUUGUCUUCGAUGCAGUUCCCUAUCUCGACAUGUUGCUGACUGAUCUGAACGUGAACUCGCACCGCAAAUCAGGGAAAGUGGCGGAUAUGUUUGACCCCUAUGGACCGGAAGAUUAUGUCGGCUUGGUCGAGGAAUGGAAGGCGGGACGUGAAAAGAGCGAAAAGGCUUAA
Molecule: messenger RNA, 1734 nt
Organism: Cladophialophora yegresii CBS 114405
Lineage: Eukaryota; Fungi; Ascomycota; Eurotiomycetes; Chaetothyriales; Herpotrichiellaceae
Exons: 2
Coding region: 1-1734 (577 amino acids)
Molecular function (GO): NADP binding; flavin adenine dinucleotide binding; N,N-dimethylaniline monooxygenase activity
Source: RefSeq, a predicted model, not a curated record